AAAUUCUUACCCACCUUCCAUUCUUAACGUAAUAGUAAACAUCAAACUAAUCGCCGGCGGAUCUUUUUUAUUUAUUUUAUUCCAUGGCCGGGGAAACUUUUGGUAACUAAAACAUCUUCUUAAUCUCUCAUUUCCUUUUCUCAUUAUUUCUCCAUCUGUCAUCUUCCAAUUGAUAUCAUUCUUUCCAUAAUCUGAAGCUCAUCGAACAAAGCAAAUAUUUAAGCUUGACCCUUUAUCUUCAACAUCAACAAGAAAAAAAGAAGAAGCAGCUAACAAUGUCGCCUUUUCUUCUCUUCAUCUCUCUCGCUACAUGCUUCAUUUCGUUCCAUUCGCAAGUUGGUGGAGCGACGAGCAUCGGGAUCAACUACGGCCUGUUGGGAGACAACCUCCCGUCGCCGGACAGAUGCGUCAGCCUACUGAAGUCGAGGAACGUGAACCGGGUCCGGAUCUUCGACCCGAACCAAGACGUGCUCACCGCGUUGGCCAACGCCGGCGGGAUGGAGGUGGUUCUUGGGACGCUGAAUAGCGAUCUGGAGCAGCUGGCCAGCAACCCAUCUUACGCGGCCCAGUGGGUUUCGGCCCAUGUAGUCCCCUUCCGGGCCCGUUUGAAGUUCCGCUACAUUACGGCGGGAAACGAGGUCAUCCCAGGCCCACUGGCCCAUCUCGUGCUCGACGCGAUGAAGAAUCUCGACUCUGCUCUGAAAUCGGCACAAAUCACCGACGUCCCCGUCAGCACGGCGAUCAGCUUCGCGUCGAUCGGGAAAUCGUUUCCCCCGUCGGCGGGUGAAUUCUCCGACGAAUCGAAGCCGUACGUCGCUCCGGUGGUGGAAUUCCUCGCCGCGAACGGUUACCCGCUCUUGGCCAACGUGUACCCUUACUUUGCCUACAAGAGCGACCCGACGAACAUCGAUCGGGAGUACGCGCUGGGGAAUUCGGCGGCCGGCGGCGGCGGGAAGAGGGUGGUCGACGGAAAUUUGGAGUACCAGGGUUUGUUCGACGCGAUGGUGGACACGAUGUACGCUGCGGCGGAGAAGGUGAAGGGGGAGGCGGUGAAGGUUGUGGUGUCGGAGACAGGGUGGCCGAGCGCCGGAGCUGACGUGGCGACGGUGGAUAACGCGAGGGCGUAUGUGAACAACGUGGCGGCGAAGGCCCGUUCCGGCGGCGGGACGCCGAGGCGGCAGGGGAGUGAAAUCGAGACGUAUUUGUUUGCUCUGUUCAAUGAGGAUUUGAAGGCGCAGGGGGAAGAACAGAAUUUCGGGUUGUACCGACCCGAUUUGACGGAAGUUUACAAGGUGGAUUUGAAUUGA
Messenger RNA from Linum tenue, 1307 nucleotides. The record is from the annotation of a GenBank genome assembly. Lineage: Eukaryota; Viridiplantae; Streptophyta; Magnoliopsida; Malpighiales; Linaceae.